This is a messenger RNA of Aureobasidium pullulans EXF-150, 1362 nucleotides long. RefSeq names its product MFS general substrate transporter. The record is from RefSeq and is a predicted model, not a curated record. The transcript is spliced from 4 exons. Gene Ontology annotation, cellular component: membrane. Gene Ontology annotation, molecular function: transmembrane transporter activity. The coding region runs from base 1 to 1362 and encodes 453 amino acids. NCBI's taxonomy places the organism in Eukaryota, Fungi, Ascomycota, Dothideomycetes, Dothideales, Saccotheciaceae. Gene Ontology annotation, biological process: transmembrane transport.
AUGGCUCCUCUCAAUCCGACCUCCACUGUCGAUGAUCUGGAGUUGACCGAUUCAGAAGCACGUCGCAAUUCAAUCGUCCAUUAUCGAGUAUACAAAAGACGAUUCUUUGGUCUGGUUCAACUUGUUUUGCUCAAUAUCAUUGUGAGCUGGGAUUGGUUGACUUUCUCGGCCGUAUCAUCAACUGCUUCCGAAUAUUUUGAUGUUUCACAAAGCGCCAUCAAUUGGCUCAGUACCGGUUUCCUCUUUGCAUUUGUCGCCGUGACUCCUCUCACUAUCUGGGCUCUCCACAGAGGUCCAAAGACCUCAAUCGUCAUUUCUGCCUUACUGAUAUUCGUUGGCAACUGGAUCCGUUAUGCCGGAACUCGCGCUGGCUCCCAUGGCCACUUUGGUGUUGUGAUUUUUGGUCAAAUCAUCAUUGGGUUUGCACAACCUUUUGUACUGGCAGCUCCGACACGGUAUAGUGAUCUUUGGUUUACCGACAAAGGCCGUGUCACUGCUACGGCUGUAGCUUCCCUGGCCAAUCCUCUUGGUGGUGCACUUGGCCAGCUCAUUGGACCGCUCUGGGCCACACAGCCAGGUGAUAUACCGAAUAUGGUGCUUUACACAGCCGUCAUUUCUUGUGUGGCGUGUCUACCAACUUUCUUUAUCCCUUCGAAGCCACCCACGCCCCCUUCAGAUUCUGGAAAUCUUCUGAAACCAGAUAUUGCGACUUCGAUCAAGUCUCUUGCAUUCAACAAAGCUUUUUUGCUGGUUCUAAUCGCAUUUGGAGUAUAUGUUGGCUUCUUCAAUGCCGUUUCAAGUCUCAUCAACCAGAUUUUCGAGCCAUAUGGAUUCUCGGAGACGGAAGCUGGAAUUGCAGGUGCACUUCUGAUUGUCGUCGGACUCGUGGCAUCUGCUAUUGUUUCACCGCUCGUGGACCGCACGAAACAGUACCUUUUGACGAUACAGUUAUUAGUCCCGCUGAUUGCGAUCGGCUACGUGAUUCUUAUCUUCGCGCCAGCGACACGAACGAUCGCUUUGCCUUAUGUGGUUUGCGCAAUUCUAGGAGCAGCGUCUUUCUCCUUACUGCCAUGUGCACUGGAGUACUUGGUCGAGAUCACACAUCCGGUCAGCCCAGAGAUCAGCAGCACAAUUUGUUGGGUGGGAGGACAGCUUUUUGGAGCCAUAUUCAUCAUCGUCAUGGAUGCCUUGAAAGGCGGGUUUGCUGGUGAGCCGGAUGACACUAUGAAGCGGGCGCUCAUAUUUGAGGCUGUGAUUAGCUGUUUGGCCGCACCUUGCGUGUUCGCCUUGAGCUUCUUGGACAAGGACAGCAUCAAAUUGGGCCGACAUGGUGCUGAGAAUGGCACAGAGCGAGGCUCUUAG